GUUCCGCGUGUGUGUGACUGGGAGUUGAGUGAGGCAGCGGGACGGCCACUGACUCACUAACUGACAGUAGGAGCAGCAACCACCGCCGCAAAUUUCAACAGUUUGGAGCCCCGGAGCUUGCGGAUUGUAAACACCCUCAGCUCUCGGCUUUCAGUGUAACCGCAGCGCGCUUCGAGGUCAUGGCCUACCCAGGAUACGGCGGGUAUGGAGGUUUUAGUGGACAUAUGACUGGAAUGGGAGGGCCAGGUGGACCGAUGCAUGCUGCCCCACCAGGUGCAUACCAGACUUAUUCUGCAUAUACUGGAUAUCCUUCUGCUGCUUCAGUCGAUCCAAUGUGGAGUUACUUCACUGCAAUUGCUGGGCAAGAUGGAGAAGUUGAUGCUGAGGAACUGCAGCGAUGUUUAACACAAUCUGGGAUACAUGGUUCCUACAAACCUUUUAGUCUGGAGACCUGCAGAAUCAUGAUAGCCAUGCUGGAUAGAGAUAUGACUGGGAAGAUGGGCUUUAAUGAAUUUAAAGAGCUGUGGGCAGCACUAAAUGGUUGGAAACAGAACUUCAUGAUGUAUGAUCAAGACAGAAGUGGGACAGUAGAACCGCUUGAGCUUGGUCAGGCUAUUACAUCAAUGGGAUACCGAUUGAGUGCUCAAGCUAUAACUGGUAUUAUAAAGCGUUACUGUAAGGAUGGCAAGACUUACUUUGAUGACUAUGUUGCCUGCUGUGUAAAAUUAAGGGCAGUUACAGAUGCUUUCAGACGAAGAGACAGUCUGCAGCAAGGAUAUGUGAACUUUGGCUAUGAUGAUUUUAUCCAAUGCACCAUGUCCAUUUGAGUACAACAUUGCAUCCAUUAUGCAAAGACUGGUCGCUGAUGACUGAUUGAAACCAGUGAUUUAUAUUGCUUUGAGGAUAAAUCAAAUCUGCUCAAACUGCAUACAUGUCUAGUGGUUUUGUAUAUUUUUUUCUUUUUUAUUGUGUAAAAUAAAAAAGGAAAUUGGAUUUUAUGAUGUGUACACAAUUUGUUAUGCUGUCACUUGCCAAAAUGCUUAUUUCUUUGCCAAAAUGCUUAUUUCUUUCAUAGCUUGCAAAAUGUUGAUUUACAGGUAAAUGGCUUUGCUGAAAUUGUGCCUCUUGGAACUUUGUGUAGUUUAAUACAAAUGUUUAGGUUUUUAGUCUAUUGUAAUGUAUGAUGUAAUGAGGUUAAUAUGAUACUCACAUUUUUGUGAACCAAACAUCACUUUGCAUUUGACUAGCAUUUCCAUUUGCAAUUUUUUAAAAGAUUAUAUUUUUUUCACGUUUUCAUACUGCUUUUUCACCAUGUAAUAAAAAUCUUUUACUUUCUGGUUAAUGCUGGAUAUACGAUUGUCAAUGGAAUAAAAUAAAAACUAGUGACAAA
Molecule: messenger RNA, 1390 nt
Organism: Carcharodon carcharias (great white shark)
Lineage: Eukaryota; Metazoa; Chordata; Chondrichthyes; Lamniformes; Lamnidae
Product: sorcin-like
Exons: 8
Coding region: 180-827 (215 amino acids)
Molecular function (GO): calcium ion binding
Source: RefSeq, a predicted model, not a curated record